GAGCGUAGUGAACCCGGAAGUUAUUUUUUAUUUACGCUUCUAAAAAGAUGGCGGACAUGGACGAGUUGUUCGGCAGUGAUGGAGACAGCGAUAACGAACAACGAGAUUCCGGUUCUGGUUCGGGUUCUGGGUCCGACUCGGAGCAUGAGAGGCCGCGCUCAGCUAGUAACGCCUCUGGCAGUGGGAGCGACAGGGAUCAGGACGACGACGACGACGACGAUGAUGACGGUCACGAUGGUGGAAAGCCGAGUAACAAAGAGCUGUUCGGGGACGACAGUGAAGACGAGCGGGGCAGCGACAACCAAUCAGAACACUCUGGGAAUGACAACCAAUCAGAUGCCAGUGAGCACUCUGAGGCGGAGCAGCACAGUGGUUCAGAGGGACAUCACGAAGAGGAAGAUGAUGAUGACGCUCACAGUCACAGGUCAGAUGCAGGAAGCCCCGCCUCCGGCGCAGGAAGCCCAGUCUCCGGAGCAGGAAGCCCAGUCUCCGGUGCAGGAAGCCCAGUCUCCGGAGCAGGGAGCCCAGUCUCCGGGGCAGGGAGCCCAGUCUCCGGGGCAGGGAGCCCAGUCUCCGGGGCAGGGAGCCCAGUUUCCGGGGCUGGGAGCCCCGCCUCCGGAGCUGGGAGCCCCGCCUCCGGAGCUGGGAGCCCCGUCUCCGGAGCUGGGAGCCCCGCCUCCGGGGCAGGUAGUCCCAUCUCUGGCGCAGGAAGUCAUCCUUCUGGGAGAGGAAGCGUCACGCCGAUGUCUGACCACUCAGAUGGAGAAGGCUCGGUGAGAGGCGGUCACUCAGGAGAUGAGAAGUGGGGGGGCGAGGGAAAAAGCGGCAGCCCACGGUCUGACCAAUCAGAGGACGAGGAGAAGCAGCGCAACUCAGACGAUGAGCGAGAUCACUCUGACGAUGAGGGGAGGGGACACAAGUCUGGCUCAGCUAAAGGCAGUGACAGUGAGGACGACUUUGUGGGACGGAAGAAGAAGAAGAAGAAAGCAGCGUCUGAUUCUGACUCGGACAGUGACAUGGGGACAGAGAAGGGUAAUAAAAAUGUGGCGGAUGAUCUGUUCGGAGAAGCAGACGACAUCUCAUCAGACAGCGAUAAUGAGAAACCACCCACACCUGGACAACCGCUGGAUAACGAGGAUGGUAUGGAAGGAGAGCAGCAGGAGGAGGAGCCGCUUCCAGAGACCCGGAUAGAGGUGGAGAUCCCUAAAGUCAGCACAGAUUUGGGAAGCGACCUUUACUUCGUCAAACUGCCCAACUUCCUCAGUGUGGAGCCGAGGCCAUUUGAUCCUCAGUACUAUGAGGAUGAGUUUGAGGAUGAGGAGAUGUUGGAUGAAGAAGGUAGGACCAGGCUGAAGCUGAAAGUGGAGAACACUAUCAGGUGGCGCAGUCGCCGUGACGACGAGGGGAACGAUAUCCGGGAGAGCAACGCGCGUAUCGUUAAGUGGUCUGACGGCAGCAUGUCCCUGCACCUGGGUAAUGAGGUGUUUGAUGUGUAUAAAGCUCCUCUGCAAGGAGACCACAAUCACCUGUUCAUCAGACAGGGCACAGGACUGCAGGGUCAGGCCGUGUUCAAAACCAAACUCACCUUCAGACCCCACUCGACAGACAGUGCCACUCACAGGAAGAUGACUCUCUCUCUGGCUGAUCGAUGCUCCAAAACACAGAAGAUCAGAAUUUUGCCGAUGGCCGGCCGAGAUCCAGAGUCCCAGAGGAAUGAGAUGAUAAAGAAAGAGGAGGAGCGGCUGAGGGCGUCUAUCCGCCGCGAGUCCCAGCAGAGGAGGAUGAGAGAGAAGCAGCACCAGCGAGGCCUGAGUGCCGGAUACCUGGAGCCUGAUCGCUAUGACGACGAGGAAGAGGGAGAAGAAGCAAUCAGCCUCGCCGCGAUAAAGAGCAAAUACAAAGGACUGAGAGAGGAGAGAGCGAGGAUCUACUCGUCCGACAGUGAUGAAGGCUCUGAUGAGGAUAAAGCACAGCGCCUCAUGAAGGCCAAGAAACUCGACAGUGACGAGGAAGGAGAGAACUCUGGGAAGAGGAAGGCCGAGGACGACGACGACUCGUCCACCAAGAAAGCCAAGAAAUACGUGAUCAGUGAUGAGGAGGAGGAGGAAGAUGAGGAAGACUAGCGCUCAUUUAUUCUUCCUUUCUCUUCUGUUUCUCCGUCCUUCUGUGCUGAGUGUCGGGGGGGGUGUCGGGGGGGGAGCGGGGUGUCGGGGGGGGAUUUUUAUAGCUGCUUCAGUGGAAAAUAAACAGUUAAACUCAA
Messenger RNA from Ictalurus punctatus (channel catfish), 2260 nucleotides. It is a transcript of the gene leo1, whose product is annotated as LEO1 homolog, Paf1/RNA polymerase II complex component. The transcript has 12 exons. NCBI's taxonomy places the organism in Eukaryota, Metazoa, Chordata, Actinopteri, Siluriformes, Ictaluridae. Bases 48 to 2123 code for a protein of 691 amino acids. Gene Ontology annotation, molecular function: RNA polymerase II C-terminal domain phosphoserine binding. The record is from RefSeq and is a predicted model, not a curated record. Gene Ontology annotation, biological process: positive regulation of transcription elongation by RNA polymerase II; transcription elongation by RNA polymerase II. Gene Ontology annotation, cellular component: Cdc73/Paf1 complex; nucleus.